This is a messenger RNA of Panicum virgatum (switchgrass), 1788 nucleotides long. Its product is annotated as palmitoyl-acyl carrier protein thioesterase, chloroplastic-like. Gene Ontology annotation, molecular function: acyl carrier activity; fatty acyl-[ACP] hydrolase activity. Gene Ontology annotation, biological process: fatty acid biosynthetic process. Lineage: Eukaryota; Viridiplantae; Streptophyta; Magnoliopsida; Poales; Poaceae. The transcript is spliced from 6 exons. Bases 275 to 1507 code for a protein of 410 amino acids. The record is from RefSeq and is a predicted model, not a curated record.
CUUUCGAUGGCGUGCUGCAAACUACAAGGACGUUGCUCUCGGCCUCCUUGUCGUCUGGAACGCCUGCCAAACAAGGGCUCUGUUGGCCCGUCCGCCGCCGCCCGCGUAUAAGACGCAUCCACCGCCCGAUCAUCGCCGUGUUCCCUUCCAUCUCCCAAUCAUUGCAUUGGCGCUAGCAGCUGGUGGUCUUAAUUUGAAGAUUGGUAGCUGUUGAUUUCCUCCUCCGAUCCGAUCCGAUCCAAGUCGGCUGCAAGCAGAGUGCCACCGGAGCUGCAUGGCCAGCUCCUCGUCGUGUGCCAUCUACUGCUCCCGCGUCCUCAUCAGGUGCUCGGCCUCGGAGGGCGGCGGCGGGCAGGGGCAGCGCCGGAGCAGCGGCGGCAGUAAUGCCGUCAGGGUGAACGGCGCGGCGCACCGUGCGCCGCUGCAGGUGGGCGCGGCGCUGGAGACGUCCAUCAACAGGUCGCUGGCCGAGCUGAGCGCGCCGGUGCUGACGCCGCCGCCGCCGCCGCUCCCCGGGGGCGCCGAGGACCGCGUCCUCCGGCGCCAGAACAUCCCGACGGAGAAGCAGACCGUGGACCCGUUCCGGCAGGCGCUGAUCGUGGAAGGCGGCGUGCGGUACCAGCAGACGCUGGUGGUGCGGUCCUACGAGGUUGGCCCGGACAAGACGGCCACCAUGGAGACCGUGCUCAACCUUCUCCAGGAGACGGCACUGAACCACGUGUGGAUGUCUGGCCUGCUGGGCGAUGGCUUCGGCGCCACGCACGGGAUGAUCAAGAACAACCUCAUCUGGGUCGUCUCCAGGAUGCACGUGCAAGUCGAUCAGUACCCGAUCUGGGGAGAGGUGCUGGACAUCGACACGUGGGUGGGCUCGUCGGGGAAGAACGGCAUGCGCCGCGACUGGCUCAUCCGCGGCCGCAACUCCGGCGACACCUUCGUUCGGGCAACCAGUACGUGGGUGAUGAUGAACAAGGUGACGAGGAGGCUGUCAAAGAUGCCGGAGGAGGUCCGGGGCGAGAUCGCGCCGUGGUUCAUCGACCGCCAUGCCAUCGAGGAGGAAGGCGCGGAGAAGAUCAUCAAGCUUGACCGCAACGCCAAGUAUGUCGACUCGGACCUCAAGCCGAAGCGAAGUGAUCUGGAUAUGAACCACCACGUCAACAAUGUAAAAUACGUCAGGUGGAUGCUUGAGACUCUUCCUGGUCACUUCCUGCAGCAGCACCAGCUUAGCAGCAUCAUCCUGGAGUACAGGAAAGAAUGUGGGAGCUCAGAUGUGGUGCAGUCCAUCUGCCAACCUGACGAAGACUCGGUUCCACCAGAGGAACAUGUCAGCAUGGUCAAUGGGCCUUCCCUUUUGCCAGAGAUCAUCAGUGGCCACCACAGCUUGGCAGGUGCGCUCCAACAAUGGCCAACCAAGUACACGCAUCUUCUGCAACUGAAAGCAGGUGAUAAGCACGAGGAGAUUGUGCGAGGGAGAACUACAUGGAAGAAAAAAACACAUAAAGCUCCCUGACAGCGUGUACGUUAGAAAUAUGCUUGAGAUACGCAUCGACCUGGAUGCAGCGAAAAAAAAGUUGAAUUAAAAUACUACUUCAUAGUUAGUCAUGCCUUCAUUGGCUACAUCUCCAUACAAAAAGAAAGGUUUCACAUCGUCCUCGAUGUGAUUUCCCUUGUAUAAAGCAAACUAUCAAUUGUAUUUUGCACUUGGUCAAUUUAUUUGUAUGUGUAGAAAAUUGAUGUUCUUGCACAUUGUGAACCUUCAAUAUUGUUCCUUCAGUGUUUAAUUUAGUUAAG